AUGGGAAACAAUCCUCCAUGGCUGGAGAGCCUGUCCGACGACUGGGUGCCAUUGCCAGCAACCCCCGGAACCCCAGCAACCCCGACCAGUCCGGCAACAACUCGUCCCCUCGACCACUCCCGACGCUCCAGCCUACAGAGCACCCCGAGUCGCUUACCGGUCCCCGCGCGUCGCUCCGUCGAACCCUCCUCCAUCGAUCAGAAGAAGGUCCCUCGUCCCUGUCAUUUUGCGAGAAAGCCCGCGCCGCCCACCCCAAAGUACAAUUCCCCGAGGACCCCCCAUAAACCGCGCACCCCCGUCCCCAAGGUUCGCACGCCCAGGCCCGAUAGGUCGACCCCCAAAUACAAUCCCCCAGCGAGCCGCAAGAAGCCGCCCCCCACAGACACCAAAUCGCCGCUGCGCUCGGUCUCGAACGUGUCCAAUAUGUCCAACCGGUCGAGCCAGCAGGGGACCGUCCAGGUGCGGCCCAAGAAACGGGAUGAGAAGGAGGGAACACCCGAGUGGCGGAAGAGACUGGUGAAGGGUGACAUCCCCGCGGGCGAGCAGCGCGAUCUGUUUGCUCCCAUCGGGUUGGAGAGUGUCUUCAAACCGCCCACUCCAGGGUCGGACAAGACCCAGCAGGAUCCGAUGGCGCACAUGAAGAACACCGGCGAGGCGUGGGACCUUGAUCGGAUCAAGCCGCGCAUCACCACACAAGCCAGCACGAGCCCCCUUGGAUCGCCAAAGAGACCGACGGAAACCACCAACGCGUCGGAAGGGCCGUCGCUAGACCUCGAGCAGAGUCAAGAUCUCUCACAGAACGAUACCCAGAGGAGAACCGCAAGCGGCCUGGAGGACCUUCGCAACGAGGACAUCACCCCGAUUACCUUUUCGCGCACAAACACGGUCGAAGGAAAUGGGACGUCGGAAGUCAUUCGGUCCGCCCUGAAGCAGGUGACGAACAAGCUGGAACGGCUGUCGCUGGCCCCGUGGGAGCGACCCAACUCCCGCGCCAGCGACAGCGUGUUGUUGAACCAACAAAGCGACCCCGCCGUCGAAACGGUGCCAGAGGACGACUUGCUGGAUGUCACCAGUCAUUCCUUGCCGCAGGACCUGUCUGUCGGCACCCUGGACCACCGGGGACGAAGAGCCUUUGCGAGCUUGCGGCGGGAUCAGUACCUGGGCGACACCUCGUUCCAAAGACGACGUCUUUCCCCACCUUCAUUCCCGACUCAUCUCUCUCCAUUCCUCCCAGAGAAUUCCCGAAUCCGCAGCUCGCCACCCUUCUACAACAAACCAAACCCAAUGACGGAUUCACUCACGCUUCCGCGACCCUCAUCCGCCCAUGUCAUAUCGACAAACUUUGACCAAACCGGACAAGACUCAACGGACGCCAUGCCGUCGUCUGGAAGCCCGCUGAAGCUGUUUGGCGACCACGACACCUUUACCAACAACAAACUGCUGCGCCGAAUGUCUCAAUUCGAAGAGACGUUUGGAGGCCUCUCGGAAGACGACGAGCCGGUCUCGCCAUCGGAGGAGGCUCGUCGCAAGGGAGAGAACCGGAGUCUCCUGGGUCGGCAUGACGAUCCGUUCAGUGAGAACUCCACGCGACGGUACGAGCGACCCAGGUCUCGACACACCCCGAAUAGCCGGUUGCAUAAAUUUGGAGAUGGACAGUUGGAUCAUUUCGGAUUCCCUGAUACGAAUCCCAACGAACCACAGCUGCUGAGCCACGAACCUUCGGACGCCAACUCACGUCCAUCGUCGCGACGGCAGAAAUACCUCCGACGCACCUCAUACCGCACGUCCAGUCGCGAGCAGACCUCGGAUGCUUCCAACUCCAAGUAUCUCGUCCGGUCGAACCUUUCAUCAGCCGCCAGCACCCAGAGAGACAAGAUGGACGGCGGCAGGGACGCCGACAAAGAGAAUCAGGACCCAUCGGAGAAGGACGCGACGCCGCCUUCCCCAGCAAAGGAUCCGCACCCCAAACGGCGUCGGACGAUCCUGAUGUCGGACGAUUCGAUCCAGGAUGACUAUGAAGCGUGGACGGCGCCAGGCCAGGCCCCGGACAAUAUGUCUCUGCUCCAGAGAAGCUUGAUGCAGCAUGGCGUGAGCUACGACGAGGAUUCUACACGGCCGCGGAGUCCGACUCCAAACCAAACCGCAUCCUUUGACGCGGGAAACGACAGCUUCAGCCAGAUUGACGGAGAUUCCAAUUUCUUUGAUGGGGAGCAGUCGCCGAAUCGGGACGUACCGAUCGUCAGAGUGACUGGCGUCAAUGAUGAGAUCCGCAAAGGGUCAAUUACGACCCAGGACUUUCUCAACGAAGCGACCAAAAUCAUGGAUAUCAUCAGAUCCAACGGCCACAAGGGCAAUGGCCUGUCCAGCGUGGAAGAGUCGACUGCCGAAGACGGCAAGAGUAACGACAGUUACGACGAUGACUCUACUCGCGAGGAUUUCUCCCGACCCCCAAGCCGCGAAGGGGUCGACAUACGCAAGCUACGGGAGCCCCGGACGCAGAAUGCCCGCGUACUGAGCCAUCUACGCAAGUUCCAGGAGAAAGACGAUCAGGAAUUCGGCAGGCGAGGCAGUAUCCCUGGGCCCCGCAAACGCAAGCUAUCCACGCAGAACUCGUUUGGCGAAGAUGACGACCUUCCUGAUCUGUUGACCCUUAACACGCAGCUUUCAAAGGCUUUUAGUGCACGUUCUAUACCGACCAGCUCGUCCCAUAGUUCACAAGCCAAGGGCGUUCUGUCGUCGGACUUGGUGUCCCACCUGAUCCCUGAGCAGGUAAACGGUAUGACGUAUGACCGUUUGAAGCACCAAUGGGUUAGACAAAGACCCAGAAGGGUUGCCCCGGUACCCAAAGAGGAUAAUAGCGAGGAUGACCCGUUUAGCGAUAUUCCCGAUCUCAGCGUCGACGAAAUGCAAGAAAUCCUGCGGAUAGAACGCUACUUUUCAGAUCGUCCGGACACCGCCGACUCCGCACGGUAUAGUGGGGCUCAAGGCUCGCUUCGGAGUGAGAGUCAUUCGACGAAGUCAGACCCCCGGCCAGAGUCGAAAGACGGCGAGCCAUCAGUCACAGCCAGCUCAGUCCAGUCGAAAGGAACCCAAUUUACUUCCAGUGUCCCACACACCGGAACAGGUGCCACGUCGUGGGGCACGGAGGCGCGAAAGAGCAGAGAUUCUUCAAACGAGGCGAAGCACGAGAUGCAGCUUCACGAAGGGCAGCCGUCAAUGCCUCCUGGACCACAGAAAGACGCCAAUCAGAAAGCGCGGGUCGUUACCAUCAGCUUUUCCUCGCCCCUUGUCUCACAGGUCGCGUAUAGUGACGACGAGAGUCCCGCGAAACUUCGCCGAGAACAGAAUAGUACUGGUUCUCAGACUGAGCAUCAAGACACUGAGGGCGAGACUUCUCGUCUAGAUGCAAGGCAAACGACCACGCUCACAGGACGUCGCAACUCAGUGCACGAAGAGCCUUUCCUGAGACGGUCCAUCUCGCGGAUCGACGAGCGAGAUGAAGACGCGGCGGAAAAUAUGAGUCUGGUACGGAGAAACUCGAUGCCUGCCGAGACUUUCCUGUCUGAGCACUACAACGAGAACUCAAUGUUGGUGCGGAACACGGGCCAUGACACGACCUACAGUUUCCAUAUGAGUCCCUUGCCUGAUUUCACCGUGGACCAGGUCGACCAGUCGCUGGAUCCGGAGAUGAGCUAUGUAGCCCAACGGGCGCAUCCCAAGUCGCUGCGCCAGGUCCAUGGGACCUUUGCGAUGGCUACUGAGGAAAUCGUGAAGCACAUCACGGAGGCUGAGCCGUUUGAACCAUACUGGGAACACGUUCGCCGUCUGGUUCUUCGCCGGAAAGGGCUGAUCACUCUGCACAAACUGGCGGACUUCUGUCCCCGGUUGGAAGACCUGGAUGUGUCUUAUAACGAUAUCGGCCAGUUGGGCGGUGUACCUUCGAGUCUACGGACUCUGAAGAUGCAGAACAACUGUCUUUCGAAUCUCACGUCUUGGAGUCACUUGAGCAACUUGCAGUACUUGGAUGUCUCAGGAAAUGACCUCGAGAGCUUGGAUGGUCUGAGUGGUUUGAUUCAUCUCAGAGAAGUCAACGCCAGCAACAACGACAUCAGAGACAUCUCCGGAGCCUUCGAGUUGAAUGGCCUCCUGAGCUUGAAGCUGAGCAAUAACAGCCUGACCAUGGUUGACUUUGCAGGGUCGGAACUCACUCGUCUUGAAGAGUUGGAUUUAAGCCACAAUGACUUGCUAUCCGUGCAGAACCUGGGCACCCUGUCUGCACUGUCAUCCCUUGACCUCAGCUCUAACCAGCUCAGCAAGGCGGAGUUCUCGAACGUCCUCCUCAACAUGCGAUCAUUGCGGGUCUCCAACAAUCAACUACCCUCUCUGGAUGUCGGGGUAAUCCCUUCACUGACCCUUCUCUACGCGGACCAAAACCGUCUCUCUACUAUUUCCGGCCUGGGGCGCUGCCACAGCCUGGAGAUCCUCUCCGCCCGAGAACAAACACUGUCCAACGAGCACAACGGCGGCUUCUUCGACGUGGACCUAGGUCUCGUGAAAGACGUCCGCAAAGUCUUCCUAUCCUCAAACCACCUCUCUAUGCAGACCCUUUCCCCAUCCGUCCCACUCUCAAGCCUCCAACUCCUCGACAUCGCAUCCUGCAACAUCCAAACCCUCCCACUCGACUUCGCCCUCAACUUCCCCAACCUCAAAGUCCUCAACCUCAACUUCAACUCCCUAGCUAGCGUCGCCGAACUCGUCGGCCUAAACUGCCUCGCCCGCCUCACAGUCGCAGGGAACUGCAUCGCCCGCCUGCGCAAAUUCUGCCAGGUCCUCAGCCGCCUCGGCAGAAUGAACAAGAGCAAGGUCUCCUCCCUCCAGAAGGUAGACAUUAGGGGUAACCCCCUCACCGUCCGCUUCUACCCGCCCGCUAUUACAGGGAGCGGCCGCGACAACAGACCCGACGCCAGGAAACUCAAAGCCAAGGAAGAGGAGUCCCACCCGCCUACAAGCCCAGCCCGCAAAACAGGCCUCGACCUCCCCUCCGUCCUAGCCGACUUCAGCCACUGCCACGAACUCUCCCGCAUCAUCGGCAACGAUGACGAUGAAGAUGAUAACGACGAGGCAGACGGACCCGAGAUCGAUGACCCGUACACCCUCCCCCUGGCUGACGCCCUCGCCGACCAGAAGUACGUCUCUCGGCUGGACGAGUCGACGCGUCUCCGUCGGAGAGUCUUCGAACUCAUGCUUUAUGCUGGGACGGGCGGAUCGUUGAAGUUCCUGGAUGGGCUUGAGAUGCGUCCUACGCUUGAGGAGGGGUCGGAUAUGGAUCGUGCGUGGUCGAGGCUGGAGAAGUUGGGCGUGUUGAAGAAGAAGGCUAUUACUGCUUGA
This is a messenger RNA of Aspergillus campestris IBT 28561, 5388 nucleotides long. RefSeq lists its product as uncharacterized. The coding region runs from base 1 to 5388 and encodes 1795 amino acids. Gene Ontology annotation, molecular function: protein binding. NCBI's taxonomy places the organism in Eukaryota, Fungi, Ascomycota, Eurotiomycetes, Eurotiales, Aspergillaceae. The record is from RefSeq and is a predicted model, not a curated record. The transcript has 4 exons.